AUGGCCUCGCAAACCCAUACCCUCCCUCCUCUCCCCUACGGCUACGAUGCCUUGGAACCCAUCAUCUCCAAGCAGAUUAUGGAGCUCCACCACCAAAAGCACCACCAAACCUACGUGAACAACCUCAAUGCCGCGCUCACUGCACAAGUCACAGCAACCCAGUCAAAUGAUGUGCCCUCCCUCAUCGCCCUGCAACAGAAGAUCCGCUUCAAUGGCGGUGGUCACAUUAAUCACUCCCUCUUCUGGAAGAACUUGACUCCACCCGGAACACCCGGUAAUGAUAUCGCCGGUGCACCCACUCUCCGCGAAGCUAUCGUCUCUCGCUGGGGCUCGCACGAGGCCUUUGUUAAGGCUUUCGGUGCUGAGCUUCUUGGUUUACAGGGUAGUGGCUGGGGUUGGCUUGUUAGUAAGGGUGGUGCCAAGGGUCGUCUUGAGAUUACUACUACUAAGGAUCAGGAUCCCGUUAAUGGUCCUGAUGUUCCUGUUUUUGGUGUUGAUAUGUGGGAGCAUGCUUAUUACCUGCAGUAUCUGAACAACAAGGCCGGAUACGUUGAGGGGAUUUGGAAGAUUAUUAACUGGGCUGAAGCCGAGAAGCGGUACAAUGCUGGCGUGGAGAACCCCCUGAAGCUUUAA
Messenger RNA from Penicillium arizonense, 633 nucleotides. Its product is annotated as superoxide dismutase. The transcript has 3 exons. The coding region runs from base 1 to 633 and encodes 210 amino acids. Lineage: Eukaryota; Fungi; Ascomycota; Eurotiomycetes; Eurotiales; Aspergillaceae. Gene Ontology annotation, biological process: superoxide metabolic process. Gene Ontology annotation, molecular function: metal ion binding; superoxide dismutase activity. The record is from RefSeq and is a predicted model, not a curated record. Gene Ontology annotation, cellular component: mitochondrion.